AAUAUAUUAAGCCGUCGGUGGCCAAGACAUUCAUUAAUCGCCUAAGAACGACAUUGAAAUGGCUUGCCCUUAGAGGCCUUUAGUCUUAAUGACAAUAUGUUGACAACUCGGCGACAAUUUUAAUCCGCACGGCACAGCCUCUGCUCAUAAAUCCUGGAGUUGAUGGCCACAAGGGCAUAACAGUCAAUAUAUUAUUCCAUGAGUCCACCUCGACCAGGUCACACCUCUUCCCCGGCAAUAAAACAUAUCGGAUCUGUCUCAUUUCCUUUGCUUCUGUGAAGCCGUGGCCAAGAUGGAGAACCUACGGUGUUUUCUCUUUGUUCUUCUCCUCUGUUUCUUUUUUCACACCAUUCCUUCGCUGGCAGCUGAUACCAUCUCUGCGAAUCAAACUCUUUCUGGGGAUCAAACUAUCAUCUCAUCUGGUGGUGUCUUCGAAUUGGGUUUCUUCAAGCCAGGUAAUUCCUCAAACUACUACAUAGGCAUCUGGUAUAAAAAGGUCUCUCAACAGACCAUUGUUUGGGUGGCUAACAGAGACAACCCGGUCUCUGAUAAAAACUCCGCCAAAUUAGUUAUAUCAAACGGAAAUUUGGUUCUCUUCAAUGAGUCCCGAAUUCCAGUUUGGUCGACAAACUUGAAUGCCACCUCCUCAGACUCUGCCGUUGCUAUACUCCAGGAUUCUGGGAAUCUUGUCCUAAAAGACAAGCCGGAAUCUUCAGAAAACAUAUGGCAAAGUUUUGAUAACCCAUCCGACACGUGGCUUCCUGGUGGUAAAAUUAAACUCGACACUAAAACAAAGCAGCCUCAAUAUCUCACUUCCUGGAAGAACAAAGAAGAUCCUGCGACGGGUCUCUUCUCUCUGGAGCUUGACCCGAAAGGGACCACCUCGUACUUGAUUCUUUGGAACAAGUCUGAAGAGUAUUGGACUAGCGGUCCUUGGAACGGCCAAAUUUUUAGCUUGGUCCCUGAAAUGAGGGCGAAUUUCUUAUACAAUUUCACCUUUGUUUCGAACGAGAACGAGAGCUAUUUCACUUACUCCAUGUAUAACUCUUCUAUUAUAUCUCGUUUCGUGAUGGAUAUCUCGGGACAGAUCCAGCAACUCUCGUGGCUAGAAAGCACGAAGCAGUGGAAUUUGUUUUGGUCUCAACCAAGACAACAAUGUGAGGUUUAUGCAUUUUGUGGCUCAUUUGGGACCUGCAAUGAGAAUUCCCUGCCAUUUUGUACUUGCUCGACUGGUUUCAAGCCAAAGUCACAAACUGAUUGGGAUCUUGAGGAUCACUCGGGUGGGUGUGUGAGGAAAACCAAGUUGCAGUGUGAGAAUCCGAGUUCAUCUAAUAGAGAGAAAGACAGGUUUUUGGCAAUGCCAAACGUGGCCUUACCUAAACACUCACAAUCUGUGGGAGUAGGGAAUGUUGGUGAAUGCGAAUCCACGUGCUUGAAAAAUUGCUCUUGCGCUGCUUAUGCUUAUAACAGUAAUGGGUGUUCUGUUUGGAAUGGAGAUUUACUAAGUCUGCAGCAACUUUCUCAAGAUGACAGUAAUGGUGAAACUUUAUAUCUAAAACUUGCAGCUUCUGAGUUUUCUGAUACUAAACAGAAAAAUGGGGAAACUAUUGGUAUUGUGGUGGGCAUUGUAGGGGGUUUAGGGGUUCUCCUGGCCAUUCUGCUGUUUGUGAUAAUCAGGAGAAGGAGAAGAAUUGUUGGAAAAGGAAAAUCGGUAGAGGGUUCAUUGAUGGCAUUUGGGUACAGAGAUUUACAAAAUGCAACCAAGAAUUUCUCCGAAAAGCUAGGAGGAGGAGGUUUUGGUUCUGUUUUCAAAGGCACAUUACCGGAUUCUAGUGUCAUAGCAGUGAAGAAGCUUGAAAGCAUAAGCCAAGGUGAGAAACAGUUCCGAUCAGAAGUCAGUACUAUAGGUACAGUCCAACAUGUUAAUCUUGUUCGUCUUCGUGGGUUCUGCUCUGAAGGCAACAGAAAGCUUCUGGUUUAUGAUUACAUGCCAAAUGGCUCAUUGGAUGCCCAUCUGUUUCAAGAAAAAAACUCCAAGAAAUUGGAAUGGAAACUAAGGUACAACAUUGCUCAAGGAGUAGCCAGGGGACUAACUUAUCUCCAUGAGAAGUGCAGAGACUGCAUCAUACACUGUGACAUAAAGCCUGAAAACAUUCUUUUAGAUUCUGAUCUUUGCCCAAAAGUUGCAGACUUUGGCCUUGCAAAGCUCGUUGGAAGGGAUUUCAGUAGGGUUCUCACAACCAUGAGAGGGACAAGAGGUUAUCUUGCCCCAGAGUGGAUUUCUGGUGUGGCUAUCACAGCAAAAGCUGAUGUUUAUAGCUAUGGAAUGAUGCUUUUUGAAUUUGUGUCAGGUAGGAGGAAUUCAGAGGCAUCUGAAGAUGGUCAAGUUAAGUUCUUUCCGACAUGGGCUGCAAAUGUAGUGAUUCAAGGAGGUGAUGUUCUUGACCUUUUGGAUCCUGCAUUGGAGCGAAAUGCAGACAUUGAGGAGCUGACUAGGAUAAUAAAACUUGCUUCAUGGUGCGUACAAGAUGAAGAGAGUCACAGGCCAUCAAUGGGACAGAUAGUUCAAAUACUUGAGGGGGUCUUGGAUUUGAAUUUGCCUCCUGUUCCAAGAUCACUCCGAGUGUUUGUUGAAAACCAGGAGAACAUUGUUUUCUUCACUGACUCAAGCUCCAACCAGAGUUCACAGGCAAGAAGCAACACCUCAGCAGUAUCUGCGCAAGCCAAAAGCAACAUCUCAUCAGCAAGCUCCAAGUCCUCAAAAGAAAAUUAGGGGGAUUAUAUGCCUCGCUUUCUCUGUAUGCUGAUGAAUCUCAUUAUAAUGUGUGGUUGUAUCUCCUUACCACGUCAAGAUCUUGUAUUAUAUAUUUGAAUUAGAAUGAUCUGAUCUACUGCGGCUUUUUCUCUGUUUAUGUAAUAUGAUAUAGUGAUAUGGCUAAUAAUAGAAACGAGAUGUGAAUUACUGGUUUUGGAUUUUGUAAA
Messenger RNA from Prosopis cineraria, 2982 nucleotides. Its product is annotated as G-type lectin S-receptor-like serine/threonine-protein kinase At2g19130. The record is from RefSeq and is a predicted model, not a curated record. Gene Ontology annotation, molecular function: protein serine/threonine kinase activity; ATP binding. The coding region runs from base 293 to 2773 and encodes 826 amino acids. Lineage: Eukaryota; Viridiplantae; Streptophyta; Magnoliopsida; Fabales; Fabaceae. Gene Ontology annotation, biological process: recognition of pollen; protein phosphorylation. The transcript has a single exon.